ACUAAAUAUGGCUAUAGUAUUAAUCUGUUAAUUAUUUAUUAUCUCAGUAUGAGCAUUUUUAUUAAACCUGAAGCUAAAAAAGUAUCACCAUCUGUUAUUAGGCGAUUUGGAACGUCUUUUGGAUCACAUCAAAAGCUUUGGUCAAGGUCAGAAACGAAGCUUUGGACAAUCAAUUUCUUUUUUGGAACUUGUGUACUUUAUGCGUCCAGAGUAUCUCUACCUAUUUGUGCUGUUGCUAUGGCUAAAGAAUAUGGCUGGACUAUUACUGAUUCUGGCACUAUUCUCUCCUGCUUCUUUUGGGGUUAUGCAGCGACACAGGUUGUUGCCGGAAACAUUGCAGAUCACUACUCUGGUGAGCGUGUUCUACCUUUUACCACACUUGUUUGGUCUGCUCUAACUUUAUUUACACCUCAACUUUUUGAUUUUGCAUACUGGACUAGAUCUCCUCUUUUUAUUCUGAUUACAAUACGUGUAUUGACAGGCAUUGGACAAGGUUUUCAUCUUCCUUCAAUGGCUAGCAUCGUUUCUAGGCAUUUAACUGCUUCUGAUAAAGGGCGCGUUUUUGGUAUUUGUUUGGCAGGUUCUCAUUUUGGUUCAAUAGUUGCUGGAGGAAUUGGUUCUUUGUUAAUCGAUCUUUUUGGUUGGAGAAGUCUUUUCCAUUUUGUUGGUAUGAUCAGUUUUAUUUGGUAUUUAUUCUUUGAAAGAUUGACUGAUAGUGUUUUGUCUGGACGGAGAGCGCGCGUUGUUUUUGAUUCUGGGGGAAACGCUAUGCAGGACGAAUCUCUAAUUGAAAGUGACCAUUUUAUAAAGAAAAAACCUAGUAAAGGAGUGAUUGUUGCUACAGCGGUUCCAUGGUCUAAAUUAUUUAGACAUCCCUCAUUUUGGGCCGCUUCCUUAGCACAAUAUUGUGGAGCAAAUGCUUAUUUUACAAUGUUUAGUUGGUUGCCUUAUUAUUUCUCGGAUAAUUUUCCUCAAUCGACGGCGUUUGUAUAUAAUGUUGUUCCUUCAUUAGCCAUUGUUUUUACUUCACUUUUUGCCCCUUAUUUUGCCUCAAAGUUGUUAACACAUGGCUGUUCUAUUACCUUUACACGAAGAUUUAUGGAGAGUGUUUCUCUUAUUGGAAUGGGAACUUGUCUUUUUCUCGUCUCCCUUUCUUCACGAUUUACAAUUUCUUUGGCACUUUUCACUUUAGCAAUGGCUCUUAGAGGUUUGCACCAUGCUGGUGUUUCUGUAAAUCCACAUGACUUUGCUCCUGAUCAUACUGGCUCUGUUUUUGGGAUUUUCAAUGCUUUCUCGGCAAUAACCGGAUUUAUUGGUGUAUACAUGGCCGGUUGGAUUUUACACUCAUCGGACAAUCAGUGGGCGUAUGUUUUUAUUUUUACUGCAUUGCAGUGCAUAAUUGGGGCCUUUGUUUAUGGCCUAAAAGGAACAGGAAGCAGAAUAAUUUGA
Meloidogyne enterolobii is the source of this 1449-nucleotide messenger RNA. The record is from the annotation of a GenBank genome assembly. Lineage: Eukaryota; Metazoa; Nematoda; Chromadorea; Rhabditida; Meloidogynidae.